AAAAAAAAAAAAGUCAGUUUUCUUUAUCAGACGACACUUUAAGUGGAUCUUGUGAGCUUCGCUGGUUGCAGCGGCGAUAUAAUAUAUAUAUAUAUAUAUAUAUAUAUAUAUAUAAAUACGAGUAUAUAUUUAGAGAGAGAGAGAGAGAGGAGAAGGGUGGGAGGGGGAUGCAUCAUGGAGCGCAGUAGAAGAGGAAAAAGCCACUCAUCCAAUUUCUCAUCACACAAAUUCCAAUCCAAUCCCACAAAAUCUGUCAGACCUUCAAACUCUGACCAUCACUACAAAAACAAAACUACUCAUCAACAAAAGCAUCGACAAGAAGAAGAUGAUUAUGAUUCCUUCAACUCUCUUCCAUCCCUUGUGGGAACUUGCCCUCAUAUGUGCCCAGAAGAGGAAAGGGCACAACGUGAGCGGCUGCGAGACUUGGCUGUGUUCGAGAGGUUAAACGGAAAUCUUGGGAAAACAUCUUCAAGUCUUGCUGUCAAAAAGUUUUGCAGAACUAUAUCCACAAAGCACUUGCAAGCUUCAGAUGUACGACCUCUCCCAGUGUUGGAGGACACUUUAAACUACCUUUUAAACUUGGUAGAUUCCUCAGAAUUUCCUUUCGAAGUGGUUCAUGAGUUUGUCUUUGAUAGGACGAGGUCUAUAAGGCAAGAUCUUAGCAUGCAAAAUAUCAUUGAUGAUCAAGCAAUCCACAUGUAUGAGAAAAUGGUUAAAUUUCAUGUCAUAUCCCACCACAAGCUUCGAAGAUGUAGUGGCAGUUCAAACAUUUCUCCAAUGCACCACCUCAACAUGGAGCAGCUGACAAAGGCUCUGACAUCUCUAUAUGAUCUGUAUGAAGCUAAUUGGAGUUCCCAUUCCAUUUAUAAAAAUGAAGCUGAAUUCCGUUCACUUUAUGUGCUUCUCCAUCUGGGUUCAGACAGCCAACCAAUGGGCGAGUCCCUCUCUUUGUGGUUUCGUCGCGUUCCUUCUCGUAUUAUCAAGUCGAAGGAAAUGAGUUUUGCCCGGAGACUUUUAAGAUACUUUCGGUUGGGCAAUUACAAGCGUUUCAUUUGUACUACAGUAGCUGAGGCAUCCUGUCUGCAAUAUUGCAUAAUUGAACAUUACAUCAAUGAGGUUCGAGGGUUUGCAGUUUCCUUUGUGAAUCAUGGAGGUUACAAGCUUCAUCCAUAUCCACUUUCAGACCUAUCCAAACUUCUGAUGAUAAAGGAAUCAGAUGUGGAGUCUUUCUGCAAUGAUUGUGGUCUCGAGAUUUCCACAGAUGAACUAGGAAAUAAGUUCUUACCUGCGAAGCAAACAACCUUUUGUCGUCCCAAAGGAGGGUUUCAAAACUACUGCCUUUUGAGUUCGGAGCAGUUUGAAAGACUCUUUGCCGAAGGUUCAGAGUUCCAAUAAUGUAGGCAUGACAGAUGCUGUCCUUCUGUUAUUAAAGGGAUGUGGAAGGUAAGCCUUGGGCAGCACUACUUUGUUACCCGUUUGAUGAACUGAAGAAAGAUUUCUGCCGGGAAACAAACCAUUUGAGGUAACCUGAAGGCCUGCUGCUGGCUCUUAAAAUUCCGAAGGAGUUGAGAAAAAAGAAAGGUUGCUUGUUUCACCACUCUCAGCAGUCAUGAUUUGAAUCAUAGAGAUAUGGACUUAUUUUUUAAGGAUAGGUUAUGCAUACCUCUCCUCCCUGCCAUUUCUGCAGGAGAGUAAGUGGUGACUAGGAGGCAACCGCUGCAGUAUUGGGACCCUACCCUCGAAGGGCCGGGCACCAUCCUACUUACAGCUCUAUCUCACUAUGGAGGGGCCGGGCACCAUCCUACUUACAGUUCUAUCUCACUAUGGACUGGUGUAUUGUAAGUUGUAACUUAUAAGAAAUGUAUGUAAAUAUGAUUGGGAUGAUCACUGAUGAUGUCUGUUUUUACCCUGAGGGCAAGUCUCUUAUGCUGUGGUUUGUCUAAUAUUUUGAUAUUAAUUUUAAUAUUAACAUUUUUCACCCAAAGGAGGAAAAAUUUAUAUAUAUAUAUACACACACACACAAAUAUUAUUGAUGCAUUUAGUCAAGGUUAUAGUUUCAGAUGUAUGUGAGUAAUUAAUUCAGUCAGAUAGAGUAAACUCUAAUUAGAGAUGCCGGGAAACCAAAAAAAAAAAAAAAACUCUAAUUAGAGAUGGAAAUUUGAUAUGACCCAACACAUUUCUGAUAUGGAAAAUGAUAAGUAGUCCAAUUCUCGGACUACCCCUUCUAUUUUAUGCGAGUGUGAUGAUGUCAUCGGACUUAGCCACCGGUGAAUUUUAUGUGUCAAUUUUUUCUUUUCUUUAUUAUAUUUAUAUAAUUACUGAAUAGUUACUCAAAAGUCUGGCUGUUCUAUUUUCCUAUUUUUGAAUUGUGGAUCCCUUCAAAUCUGGUCUGGUUGGUACAGUGACGAAAAAUUGGGAGGGAAAGAGAUAUGGAGAUGGAAUGCUGAAAUGAUCUUUUUCCUCUUAUUUGGUUAACUGAGACACGAGGGGUGUAAGGGAAGAAUUUCUUUGUGAUUUUACUGGUAUGCCCUUAAUCAUUUUUAUAUGAAAUGAUAUAGUUUGAACGACAAAAGUACCAAAAAAAAAAAAAAAAAAAAAAAAAGG
This is a messenger RNA of Cornus florida, 2604 nucleotides long. Its product is annotated as SAC3 family protein C. The coding region runs from base 175 to 1395 and encodes 406 amino acids. The transcript has 9 exons. Gene Ontology annotation, cellular component: cytoplasm; transcription export complex 2; nucleus. The record is from RefSeq and is a predicted model, not a curated record. Gene Ontology annotation, biological process: mRNA export from nucleus. Lineage: Eukaryota; Viridiplantae; Streptophyta; Magnoliopsida; Cornales; Cornaceae.